Molecule: messenger RNA, 2043 nt
Organism: Penicillium mononematosum
Lineage: Eukaryota; Fungi; Ascomycota; Eurotiomycetes; Eurotiales; Aspergillaceae
Product: flavin-containing monooxygenase
Exons: 5
Coding region: 1-2043 (680 amino acids)
Molecular function (GO): N,N-dimethylaniline monooxygenase activity; flavin adenine dinucleotide binding; NADP binding
Source: RefSeq, a predicted model, not a curated record
AUGUCUGCAUCCGACCUCGUUGAUAGCCCCCAGGCGAAUGGGAAGACUAUACCAGGUACAAGCACUCAAAAUGCGCCAACCGAAGCCGGCCAGUCAGCUAAACCUGUUGCUGCUGAAUACCACAUCCCUCUUUGGGACGUUCCCUCCUACAGCGUACCGAGGAAGCUGCGCGUAAUCACGAUUGGCGCUGGCUUCUCUGGUUUGACAUUCGCCUACAAGCUGCGGUACGAGAAUCCGGAGAUGGAAAAGAUUGUGUCCAACACCAUUUUCGAAUCUCGGUCCGACAUAGGCGGGACUUGGCUUGUUAAUACAUAUCCUGGCGUGCAGUGCGAUGUCCCGUCCCACAUAUAUGCGUUCCCCUUUGACCCCAACCCAGACUGGGGACAUUACUAUUCCUCUGGGGCUGAAAUCCAGGAAUACAUACAGAAAACAGUCAAAAAAUGGGGUCUCGAUCGGGAUGUCCAACUGAACUCGAAGGUGGUUGGCCUCUACUGGCUGGAACACUUGGCUCAAUGGAAGGUCACAGUCGAACGAAACGGUCUUCAGAGAGACGAGUAUGCCGAUGUUGUCAUCUCUGCACAAGGUUUCCUCAACUCCUGGAAGUGGCCAGAUAUACCUGGAUUGCACGACUUUAAGGGCCACAAAGUGCACUCGGCAUCAUGGGACCACUCUUAUGACUACUCUCAUAAACGGAUUGGUAUUAUCGGGAACGGGUCUUCGGCGAUUCAAAUCCUUCCACAACUGGCCAAGCUUGAAGGGACAGAGAUUAUCAGCUUCCAGAGAAGCCCUACCUGGGUCGUGUCACGUACAGACCCCGGAAAGCUUCUGGGACGGCCCAAUUCUGGAUCGAAUCCGGCCUACACAGAGGAAGAGCGCAAACGGUUCCUUGAAGAGCCUGAGGCGCACCACAAAUACAGGAAGAGCUUGAUCCACGCGUUUAACAAAGGAUUUAGUAUGUACCUGAAGAAUUCGCAAGAGAAUAUUGCCGCCCAAGAGUUUGCAGCGCGCCAAAUGGCCGAGAAAUUACAACAUGACCCAGAACUGUGUGCGAAGCUGAUACCAAACUGGGAAGUUGGAUGUCGGAGAAUAACUCCAGGCGCUGGAUAUCUCGAAUCAUUUUUGCAGCCAAAUGUGCAGUUAAAACAGAGUUCUAUCGCGGAGAUUACUGAAGACUCGGUCAUCACGACAGAUGGUGUCAAGUACCCUGUUGAUGUUGUUGUAUGUGCUACCGGGUUUGAUGUCUCACACUGCCCGUACUAUCCAGUUAUCGGCCGUGAUGGCGUUAGCCUUGCGGAUAAAUGGGCUGAUGAGCCUGAAUCGUAUUUGUCAUUGGCUUGUCCAGACAUGCCGAACUAUUUCAUUUUCACGGGGCCCAACGCUGUUGUCGGCCACGGAUCCCUGAUCGAGGCCCUUGGUUGGACAGCGGAUUACAUGAUCAAAUGGAUGGAGAAGAUCGCCUCUGAAGAUAUCAGCUCAAUUGAGCCGAAACAAAGCGCUGUGGAUAAUUUCAUCGCCUAUGGAGACCGUGUGCAUGAGACCCUUACCUGGACCGGUGGAUGUCGAAGUUGGUAUAAGAAGAACAGGGUCGACGGUAGGGUAACUGCCACCUUCCCUGGCAGCGCCUUGCUAUAUAGGCGGAUGAUUUCGGAUAUCCGGGGAGAGGAUUGGGAUAUCCGAUACCGUUCUCCGAACAAGUUCAGAUUCAUGGGCAACGGCUUCAUGGAAUAUGAAUGUGGAGGGACGAAUGACUUGGCGUGGAUUGGUUUUACCCUUGACCUGUCAUCCUUGCCUCCUGCUUAUCCGCUCCAUUACAUUCCAGGAUACCACUACCCCCCAGCAUUAUCUGUUGGUGCUACGUGUGGUAUGAGACUAGGAGAAGACCACUUCUACUAUUCAGAAUAUGAUUACGGUCCUGGUGCCGCAUUUGAGAACAUGACCGUGGCUUUUAUCUGUCUACCCAUAGCGUUGGCUACUUUACAAUCCGUGCCGCCUGUCGAAUGGCUCUCGUUGUCCGACUGGAAGGUCGCGAAGACUGUAACGUAA